Messenger RNA from Verticillium dahliae VdLs.17, 1341 nucleotides. RefSeq lists its product as uncharacterized. Bases 1 to 1341 code for a protein of 446 amino acids. Gene Ontology annotation, cellular component: cytosol; ribonucleoprotein complex; Ubp3-Bre5 deubiquitination complex. NCBI's taxonomy places the organism in Eukaryota, Fungi, Ascomycota, Sordariomycetes, Glomerellales, Plectosphaerellaceae. The transcript has 4 exons. Gene Ontology annotation, biological process: ribophagy; protein deubiquitination. The record is from RefSeq and is a predicted model, not a curated record. Gene Ontology annotation, molecular function: mRNA binding.
AUGGCGGCCAACGGAAACUUCACGGCGCAGGAACAGUACAAGGGCAAUGCCGAUCAAUCGUCCGUCGCUGCUGCCACUGAUUCCUCCCCCUCUUCGGCUUCUAACGCCAACCUCAGUAAGGAUGAGGUCGGUUGGUACUUCGUUGAGCAGUACUACACCACCCUGAGCAAGACGCCCGAGAAGCUUCACCUCUUCUACGGCAAGCGCUCCCAGUUCGUCUACGGCAAGGAGGCCGAGGUUGCCACAGUGUCCGUCGGUAGAAAUGCCAUCCAGGAGCGUAUCAAGGAGCUCGACUUCCAGGACUGCAAGGUCCGCGUCACCAACGUCGACUCUAUGGCCUCGUUCGACAACAUUGUCAUCCAGGUCAUUGGCGAGACCUCCAACAAGGCUGCUGAGCCCCAGAAGUUCGUCCAGACCUUCGUCCUCGCACCGCAGCCUUCCGGCUACUUCGUCGUCAACGAUAUUCUGCGCUUCGUCAACGAGGAAGGCGAGGAGGAGGCCGUCGUCGAGACCCAGGAGGAGCAAGUGAACAUUGAGCCCAGCCCCCCCGCCGCUGAGGCCGAGAAGGCCCCCGUCGAGGCUGAGGAGGAGACCAAGGAAGAGGCUGCCAUUGAUGCUGACGAGGUCGAUAAGAAGCUCGAGGAUUCCGUCGAGGAGACUGCCGCCAGCACUGACGAGGCUGCUAGCAAUGCUGACGAGGCCAAGGCCGAGGAGCCCGUCGAGGCUGUGCCUGAGGCUGCCGCUGAGACGAACCCGGAGGCUGUUGCCGCCGAGGUUGCGCAGGACGACGUCAAGGAGGCUGAGAAGCCUGCCGACCCUAGCCCGACGCCUGUUGCUCCUCCUGCCAAGGCCGAGAAGCCUGUUGCCGCUGUUCCUGCCAAGCACAUGUCUUGGGCCAGCCGCGCUGCCGCUGCUGUCGGACCCAAGGCCGCCGUCCCCUCCCCAAGGCUGCUGUUCCCGCCGCGAAGUCGGCUGCCCCGCUUCAGCUACUCCUGCCGCUACCGCCCUUGCAGCGGCAUCCCCUCAGCCCAGCGACGCAAGAACUGCGCUUUUGUCGAGUUCGCGACCGCCGCCGGCUACCAGGCCGCCGCCGCCGCUAACCCCCACACCGUCAACGGCGAGACAAUCCACGUUGAGGCCCGCCGUCCCAAGGCUGGCGCAUACGGUGGCAGCAACUACGCUUCCGGACUUGGCGGCGCUCCCAGCCGCGGACGCGGCGGUUUCGAGGGCCAGCGCCAGGGAAGCCAGGGCGGUGGCCGUGGCAACUUCACCGGCGGACAGGGCCGUGGUCGGGGUGCUCCCCGCGGCCGUGGCGCCUCGCAGGCUGCCACCAACGCUUGA